AUGAAUAUUGGAAGUUCUAGCCAGAACCUAUGCUGCGCUAUGGAGAGAGAGCAAGUAGUUAUUCGAGAAGGACUGGAGUCAGAAGAAAGUGAUGCCAGGCAGUUAGCCCAUGGCAGUACCGGAACUAGACGUUCCAGGAGGUUGAAUCAAAUACAGGAAGCUGUGUUCCGACAAGAGGCUACAGCACAAAGGAGCCAGGAUACUUUGAAUAACAUGACAGCUAUGAUGCAAUGGAAAGUUAAUAGGCAGUUCAAGAAGGACCGUGAGGCUGACAUGGCCAAAAUUCCAAAUCCUGAUGUUGUGGUCCAGCAGCUAGACCUCCCUUAUGGUCCUCCACCAGGAUUGGCAUGGCCUUAUCAAGAAAACCCUCUCAUCCCACAAAUAGCUGGAAUAUAA
This is a messenger RNA of Prunus armeniaca (apricot), 396 nucleotides long. The record is from the annotation of a GenBank genome assembly. Lineage: Eukaryota; Viridiplantae; Streptophyta; Magnoliopsida; Rosales; Rosaceae.